AAGGUCUGUUUAGUUGAUAUGCAGACAAACUACCAGUAGAAGAGCAGUUAUAUAAAAAAAAAAAAAAAGACCCUGUCAGCUGGAAAUCCAGGUCCGUCAUUGGCACCGUUUUGCGCGAGGCCGUUCUGACCAAGAAUCCACGCUUGGUGCGACCUUUGGUGUGUUUGUCCCAGCAGGAUGAACGUCACGUCACUGUUUUCCUUCACCAGCCCAGCGGUGAAGCGCCUCCUGGGCUGGAAGCAGGGUGACGAGGAGGAGAAAUGGGCCGAGAAGGCUGUGGACGCACUGGUGAAGAAGCUGAAGAAGAAAAAGGGCGCCAUGGAGGAGCUGGAACGUGCGCUCAGCUGCCCCGGCCAACCCAGCAGCUGCGUGACCAUCCCGCGCUCGCUGGACGGACGACUGCAGGUGUCGCAUCGGAAAGGGUUGCCUCAUGUCAUCUACUGCCGCGUGUGGCGCUGGCCUGACCUGCAGUCACACCAUGAGCUCAAAGCCCUCGAAUGCUGCCAGUUUCCCUUCGGAUCCAAGCAGAAGGACGUGUGCAUCAACCCCUACCACUACAAAAGGGUGGACAGUCCAGUUCUGCCGCCGGUUCUAGUGCCUCGGAACAGCGAGUUCAAUGCCAAGCUGUCCAUGCUCCCACGCUUCCGCAACCCGCUGCACCAAACGGAGCCACACAUGCCCCACAACAUUAAGUACCCGGAAUCCUUCACUCAGCAGCCGGGGAACAGCUUACCGUUCGGCCCCAGCUCGCCCUCCAACAGCUACCCUGGCUCACCCAACAGCGGCACGGCAAGCAGCGCAACCUUCCCAAACUCCCCAGGCAGCUCUGAGCCCAGCAGCCCCUUCCAGAUGCCAGAAACUCCACCUCCUGCAUAUAUGCCCCCCGAGGAGCCGAUGACGCAGGACUGCCCUCAGCCAAUGGACACCAACCUGCUGGCCCCCAACCUGCCGGCCCCCAACCUGCCUGUAGAUAUCAACAACCGGACAGAUGUGCAGUCGGUGGCUUAUGAAGAACCGAAGCACUGGUGCUCCAUCGUGUACUACGAGCUGAAUAACCGAGUCGGAGAGGCCUUCCAGGCGUCCUCGACCAGCGUCCUGGUGGAUGGCUUCACCGACCCGUCCAACAAUCGCAACCGCUUCUGCCUGGGCCUGUUGUCCAACGUUAAUCGCAACUCCACCAUCGAGAACACACGCCGACACAUCGGCAAAGGCGUGCACUUGUACUACGUUGGAGGUGAGGUGUACGCCGAGUGCCUGAGCGACAGCAGCAUCUUCGUGCAGAGCCGCAACUGCAACUACCACCACGGCUUCCACCCCACCACCGUGUGCAAGAUCCCGAGCGGCUGCAGCCUCAAGAUCUUCAACAACCAGGAGUUCGCCGAGCUGCUCGCGCAAUCCGUCAACCACGGCUUCGAGGCCGUCUACGAGCUCACCAAGAUGUGCACGAUUCGCAUGAGCUUUGUCAAGGGCUGGGGAGCUGAAUACCAUCGUCAGGACGUGACCAGCACCCCCUGCUGGAUCGAGAUCCACCUCCACGGACCGCUGCAGUGGCUGGACAAGGUUCUCACACAGAUGGGGUCUCCUCACAACCCCAUCUCCUCCGUGUCCUAAACACACCGCCUCCUGGUUUCCGUGGAGAGGGGAGGGAGCGGGAUUAACGAUGGGGUUAUGGGGCGGGGCAGUUGUGUAUAUUAUAUGAUUUGACUGGCAGCGGGCAAAGUCCUCAGUCAGCGAACAUCUGGAAGAUACUUGAUAACUCUGUGUGACCAAUCGUAUUCGUUGAUGAGGCCAUCGUACUCGUUGCAAGUAUCCUCCUUCGGUCUUGUGACAGCAGGCGCUUUCCGAUUUCACGUUUUCUCCUUUCUUUUCUUUCUUUGUUUGCAAAAUAAACACGUCAGUAUUCCAUUGCGGGGGGGAUUUGUGUAGGUACAGCGAUUAUACAGUAAGUAGGGGGGACGUGUGACUCGACUGACCUGCUUAGAGAUAACAAUGAGUAAAUAAUCGUAGACAUUUGUGCAUCGGACAUGAUGAACUUUCUAGAAAGUGUCUGUGCUGUGUAGAACAGAAUGUAUUACAGUUUUUAAUGCUCUUUUUGUUUUUGCAAGAAAAUGUAGCAAAAAUGAGAAAAAAAAGAAACGCUAGUGAGGGAAGAAAAGAGAUGGAAGUUAAUAAUCGAGUGUUGUAAUGGGAAAACAAUACGCAGAUUAAUUAAACGGCAUGAUGUUAGUAGAGUAGGAGCACAUACACAGACUCGUGCUCUACUUUUAUUGCAUCCGACUGAUUUCACAUGAUUUUAAAGGUAGUGUAAAAAGUUAAAAACGUAGAUGUGAUGAUGAUGAUGAUGAUGAUGAUUAUUAGAGGAAAUGCUGUGCAGUCUGUUUUUAUUAUUAUUAUUAUUUUUUUGCCAGUAUAAUUUUAACAGAUAAGAGUAAUAAGUGUAAGAAAGGGAGAAGAGGCAAGCACUGUUUACCGAAUUCCUAAUGGAAGUGCGUCCCUUUAUUCUCAAACAUUUAUAAUAAUGAAUGAAAGACACUAAACUCUGUUAUCAUUUACGCAAAUUAAAUCAUGUUAAGGCUAAGGUCACACUCCAGCUCGCGAUGUGAUGAGUUAUCGAUGAACCGAGCUUCGGGAACUAUUCCCAAACCCGUCUGCGAGUAUUCGGUGCUUAGUUUGCCGACAAAAACAUCGCCACCAAAUUUCAACGUGUGCAUUGAAAUUUUUCAUGACGUUUUUGGCCGCUCAUGAGCAGAGGUGGGCAAAGUACCCAACUUCGUUAUUUAUGUUACUCUGAUACAAGUUUCGAUUUCAUAACAUCGGUGAAAUUUAGUUCCCGCUGAAAUUUGGUCAUUGUGAUAUAUGUUUAUUUCUGGAAUAUCUCAAAAUCUCAGGCUAUUCUGUCACUGGGAAGUUAUUUAAUUUGAGGGGAUUAAAGCAAAUAAUUGGCAUGAAAUCACUUGCAUCGCGCAGUCAAGCAGACAGAGGAAGUCCGUGUGUGUGCGCAUGCGCAGGUUUACCUUUGAGCGUGCACUUAGGUCCAUCAUUCUGUCGCUAAACGAACAGCUGAUCACACCGAGGUGCUCGCCGAGCGCCGAUAUUUAUUAGUUUGGUCCUGCGUUUCCUUUCCUUCGUAUAGAACAUAACGUCUUUUCUUCUCGCUUUCUUUCCGUUACUGUAGUCGGUCUUUCACGUUUCGUUCGCACACUCACGUCCUCCAUUUUUCUCUCCUGUUUCAAAUUUGUAUCCCACAAUGCCUUCGAACGGGGAAAGCCCACCACAUCAUGCACGAUGUAGUAUCAUGUAUUGGGUCAUGGUGAAGCUGGAAAAAACAGCGGAGAAUUUAGGGCCAUGUGGGCUUAAAUUCAUUAAUUGUUCUAUUUUUUAAAAAACCCCAAAAACUAAUAAAACUGGAAGUCUGUAAUUCGAAUUGAGUAGCUUUCGGUCCACUAAAGUAAAAUAAUUGGGUGUUGGGGAAAAUUCUUUUUAUGUCCUACACUUGAAAAAUCUGAAAGGCGGUCUAGCUUUAAGUAUUAAAAGUACAUUUUCUGUUCACGCAUUGUUGUGUUAUUGCCACAAUGCUUACAAGACCUAAUACCGCUGAAGCAACUGACUGGAUUUACUGACUAGCUUGUAGAACCUGUAGCGCUAAGGCUCCAUCGGACGUGCUAGCAAAAACUUUUCAGACUCGAAAUCUUAUUGGGUAGCUAACAUGACUAGAAAAGAAAGAUUUCUACAUUGUUUAUUCAACAAGAUUAUGCUAAAGGAGUUCAGAUAAGUUGACGUUAUUCAUGUUAGCGUGACUCCGUGUUUACAUGCUAACUAAGGGCCAAUUUAUGCUGACAACCCAGUCCUCGCAGAUGGCGUCGCAGAUGGCGUCUGCGAAGCCCCCCCCCCUCGCAGACGCUCUGCGCGCACCUCCCAAAAACUGUGACCACCGCAGACAGCCUCGCAGACAGCCUCGCAGACAAGAGGGCUCUGAUUGGUCCACUCUACAUCCGCUGUACACGCACUUCCGCUUCCCUACUUUCCCGGUUUGGUUUGUUUUCACGACCGGCAUUUUUAAAAACACGAGCGAAGAUGGAGCGGCACGAAGAGCGGUUGAUCGAGGAAGUGAGGAAGUACGUACAUCUAUACGACUCCAGUUCUAGUCAUUAUAAGUAACCGGAGGAUAAACACUCCACUAACCACACCCACCAACUACUCCUAGCGAUUUUGCGACUUCGCGCCCCCUUGCGUUGUGGCGGUGAAUAACAUCGCGCGCGCCUAUUACUCCCCGCUCAAUGAUAAAUUACAACUGUCUGCGAAAAGCUAUCUGCGAAAGCCUUGUCGCAAGAGCAUGCAGAGGCCUUAAGAGUGUCCAAGUUAACUAGCUAUGUGUAAACGUUAGCCAUGGACAAGGCUACGGCAACUUGGUGGGCAAAUCCAUAGAAAGUCAUUUGACUAACCAGACUGCAUAGCUAUUGUAACUAGCUCUAAAAGCACGGACGGCUUCGUUGCAAGCUUUCUCUUGGAAUAAAAUGUUUACACACCUCAAUAUGCCUCUGCAGGUCGGACGGCAAGUUUUUUGUAGGCCGUGAUGUGGUUCGUUUUCGGCAAACAAAGCAAAUGUUUAAAACGAAACGAAUCUUUAAUCCUUUCAGAAAACUGAAACAUGGGUUCAUGAGUGCGUUCAUUCCCCAGAAGAACCGCCCCCUUCCAUUCUGCCGUCAACUGAUCGCGUUCAAAUAACGCUGCGGAGAAAUCAUUGAACUUGAUUUUAUACAGUCUAUGGAUGUGACGUGACCGUAGUGAUUACUGACCGGCUGUCUCAGUGUCACCUGCGAAAAAACCAUCACAUUUUAGAAAAAGGAAAAAAACAUCCACUUUCAAAGCUGCUUCAUAGUAAAGCCUAGGUCACAACCGGACGUACGAUUUUUUGGCCGUGCGAUUUUUGGCGUUUCCCAAAUCGCUGCGGUUUUUUUGUUCGUGGAGAAAGACGCACGUUGGCCGUAAGUUUGUCUUGCAACCUGAAAAAAACGUAAGCGCCCGUAGAGUUUGUUUGACAUGACAAAGAACCUCUGCGGCUCGAAAAUCAGCACCCUCCGUGCGUUUCUUGCGUUUUUUGCACGUAGACCGGCCGUAGGAGCACGUACAGCCGGUUGUGACCGAGGCUUAACGAGUAACAAGGACCUUGAUAGAAAUGUAGUGGAGUGAAAAGUACGAUAUGUGCCUUUCAAAUGCAGUGAAGUUAAAGUCAUAAGUUUCCAAAAUAAAAAAAAAAUACUCUAAGUACAGAUGCUCAAAAAGCGUACUUAAGUACAGUACUCAAGUAAAUGUACUGUGUUACUGUUCACGAGGUCGAGACACCAAAAAACAACUCGGAGGAAGCUCGGAGAACAUUUCACACGCAUCGCACGAUUGGUGGCGAUGCGAACAAUUUUUCAUCGCCAAGUAUUCGUAAACCCAUCGCGAGCUCUAGUGUGACCAGCGCUGAAAGGACACGCAGCUCCAGCUUUCAUUUUGCGUUAAGGAAUUAAGUGUUUUUUUUUUUUUUUUUUCCCCUUCAACCCAGUGUUGCUCAAGAUCACUCUCAGGGCCUGAUGCAGUACGUCACAUCGCAUUUCUUAAAUGUUAACAUUUAACCAUAAUCGUGGGCUAAAUACAGAUCAAAUUCAGUGCAAAUGGAGUUCAGUAGAAUACAACACAAGCUCAUGAACAAAGAACGACGUGAACGAUGAAGCUACUUAAAUAAAUAAAUCCCAUAAAGACUCUCUCUCGUGUCAGCGAGAUUUCAGAGCAUGGAUGAUGAAAUAUCUAAAUAAUCGCACAUCACAGCGUGGUUUGUGCAGUUAAAUUGAUUAGUGGACGCCAGAGAGGUCUAGAAGCGAGACGUUGUGGCUUUAAUAACUGUGUAAGGAACGAUCGACCGUCGGAACAUUAUGAAUUAUAAUGUUAAUUAUAAUAUUAUUGUUAGUAAUACAGUAAAAAAAAAAGAAAAGACAUCUUGCAUUUUAACACCAGAUCUACACUAAAACAUCUUGAUAGAAAUCUCUAGUAUUUGUUCUGAUAUACAGUGUCUUGCAAAAGUAUUCAUCCCCCUUGGUGUUUGUCCUGUUUUGUCGCAUUACAAGCUGGAAUUAAGAUGGAUUUUUGGAGGGUUAGCACCAUUUGAUUUACACAACAUGCCUACCGCUUUAAAGGUGCAUUUUUUUUUUUUAUUGUGACACAAACGAUAAUUAAGAUGAAAAAACACCCAGAAAUCUGGAGUGUGCAUAAAUAUUCACCCCCUUUCGUAUGAAACCCCUAAAUAAGAGCUGGUCCAACCAAUUCACUUCAUAAGUCACAUAAUUAGUUGAUUGAGAUCCGCCUGUGUGCAAUCAAAGUGUCACAUGAUGUCUGUAUAAAUCACCCUGUUCUGGAAGGACCCUGACUCUGCAGCAUGACUAAGCAAGCGACACGAGAACCAAGGAGCCUCCAAACAGGUCAGAGACAAAGUUGUGGAGAAGUAUAGAUCAGGGUUGGGUUAUAAAAAAUAUCCCAAACAGGACAAACACCCAGGGGGAUGAAUACUUUUGCAAGACACUGUACCGAGCUUUCAAGUAGCUGUUAAACCGAAACAGGAAAAAAUGCACGAUUCUGAUUGGUUAAUCCUGUACGUGUUUCUUUUCCAUCAUCAGUUUGCUCGCUAAUAAAAUGUGAUUUCAAUAAACAAUGUUUGUUUGUUUAAAUGAAACAAUGAAUAACAAAAACAUUAUUUGAAAAAAAAGACCCAAAAUGACCAGACUCCUGAUUUGUUUUUAAUGAAAGACACAUUCGUGUCUCUCUCUCUGUCUCUCUCCCUCUCUCGCUCUCUCGUGUGUCUGUCUCUCUCUGUCGUGCCUCUGUCUCUCUCUCUCUCUCAUGUCUCUCUCACUCUGUCUCUCUCAUGUGUGUGUCUCUCUCUCGUGUGUCUCUCUCUAUCUCUCUCAUGUCUCUCUCUCUCUCGUGUGUCUCUCUCUCUCAUGUCUCUCUCUCGUGUGUCUCUUUUGUCUCUCUCAUCUCUCUCUGUCUCUCUCGUGUGUGUGUCUCUCUCUAUCGCUCUCUCUGUGUGUGUGUGUGUGUGUGUGUGUGUGUGUGUGUGUGUGUGUGUGUCUCUCUCUCUCUCUCUAUCGCUCUCGUGUGUGUGUGUGUCUCUCUAUCGCUCUCUCGUGUGUGUGUGUGUCUCUCUCUAUCGCUCUCUCUUGUGUGUGUGUGUGUGUCUCUCUCUAUCGCUCUCGUGUGUGUGUGUGUCUCUCUCUAUCGCUCUCUCGUGUGUGUGUCUCUCUCUCUCUAUCGCUCUCGUGUGUGUGUGUCUCUCUCUCUAUCGCUCUCUCUUGUGUGUGUGUCUCUAUCACUCUCUCGUGUGUCUCUAUCGCUCUCUCUUGUGUCUCUCUCUCUAUCGCUCUCUUGUGUGUGUCUCUCUCUCUAUCGCUCUCUCUUGUGUGUGUCUCUCUAUCGCUGUCUUGUGUGUGUGUGUGUGUCUCUCUCUAUCGCUCUCUCGUGUGUGUGUGUGUGUGUGUGUGUCUCUAUCGCUCUCUCUUGUGUGUGUGUCUCUCUCUAUCGCUCUCUCUUGUGUGUGUGUCUCUCUAUCGCUCUCUCUUGUGUGUGUCUCUCUCUCUAUCGCUCUCUCUUGUGUGUGUGUGUGUGUGUCUCUCUUUAUCGCUCUCUCGUGCGUGUGUCUCACUCUGUCUCUCGUGUGUGUGUGUGUGUGUGUGUGUCUCUCUCUCUCGCUCUCUCGUGUGUGUGUGUCUCUCUCUCUCUCUCUCUCUCGUGUCUUUGGAUUACACAUUUGUGAAUGACAGAAUCUCUUUGGAUGACAGAAUCAAACUUGUGUGUAAUUUUAAGAUGUUUUCCGGUUUUCUUGUCCGCAAAGGGUUUUAGAUCAUUUCUUCAAAAAUGUUAUUGUAUUAAAACAAAUAUCCUGUUUCUCGCAUGUUGAUAGAUGUGAGUUAAGUUAAUGGACGUGAUCCUGAAACAGGUCCUGUAACCACAUCUGCGUGACAAAAAAUGCCAAAGGAUAAUCAGUAUUAAAAAUGGAAAAGAUUCAAAAUUCCAGAUUAAAGAUGAAGAUCGUGAGUUUGAAUCCCAAAGAUGCCGCAGUCAUCCGUGUACAGGACCCAAGAGAGAAAAAUUCACCGUGCUGUCUGGGUGGGAGGGGCAUAUUCUCAGUCACCUGUCAAUCACAUGCCAAUCGUGGGCGUCUCUGAAGUGUCAUGUACGUAUGUGGAAGAGGGGAGAUAGCGCUUUCCUGCAAAUGGGGAAAAUCCAGAGUAAAGUUUCUUUCUCUCUCUCUCUCUCUCUCUCUCUUCACUAAGUGAUCUUUUCACUAAGAUCAUUGUAAAACAAUACUGUUUGUUAUUUCACUUUUUUAUCGUAAGUAAUAAAAACCCAAGUGAUUUUAAAACCACGCACUGGCUGUUCAGAAGUAGUCCAGUGAUGCGGGAAAACUAACUACAGAUUUAUAACACACGGCAUGAAUUUACACCUGGGUUAGAAGAAAAAUACACACGCACGCACGCACACACACGCGCGCGCACACACACACAGCUGUUACUAAUCACCCAAAAUAAGUACAUUAACCAGGAUAUGAUGUUUCAAUUCAAUUCCAUUUUAUUUAUAUAGCGCUUUUAACAGCGGAUAUUAUCACACAAUACAGAUAAUCAGCCGCACUUCCUGUUUCUCAGCCUGCUUUUACACUUUUAACGUCGUCCUCCUUCAGAUGUUUUACCACAGAAAAGCAUGUUUGGAGAUUCAGUUCAGCUUUCAAUAGAGAACUUUAAUCAGCAGCUUUGUUUUCACAGGAGAGUUCACUGAGGCGGCACGGUGGUGUAGUGGUUAGCGCUGUCGCCUCACAGCAAGAAGGUCCGGGUUUGAGCCCUGUGGCCGGCGAGGGCCUUUCUGUGCGGAGUUUGCAUGUUCUCCCCGUGUCCGCGUGGGUUUCCUCCGGGUGCUCCGGUUUCCCCCACAGUCCAAAGACAUGCAGGUUAGGUUAACUGGUGACUCUAAAUUGACCGUAGGUGUGAGUGUGAAUGGUUGUCUGUGUCUAUGUGUCAGCCCUGUGAUGACCUGGCGACUUGUCCAGGGUGUACCCCGCCUUUCGCCCGUAGUCAGCUGGGAUAGGAUCCAGCUCGCCUGCGACCCUGUAGAACAGGAUAAAGCGGCUAGAGAUAACGAGAUGAGAUGAGAUGAGAGUUCACUGAUUAAUACUUGUGGAUCUGUUUCACAAUGCAGAGAAAGGGAUUGUGGGUAGACAUCGAGCGAGCCGUAUCCUGCCACUUGGCUGUUGCACGUAGUAUUAUUUUAAAUCCGUAGUGUUUUGUUCCUCUUAUACGUUACAGGUAUUUAGCAGACGCUCUUAUCCAGAGUGAUAUACAGCACACCCAGAGCAGCAGCAGGGGUCAGGAGCCUUAGUCAAGGACACUUCAGUCAUUCCUGCUGGUCCAGGGAAUCGAACCGGCAACCUUUUGGUCCCAAAGCUGCUUCUCUAAUCAUUAGGCCAUGGCGUCCCUUUACCACAGCAGGAUGGAUUUUUAUGAAGUAAAGAGCGACACAUUGUACGUCUUUUUAUAUUCAUCUAUAAAGUAGUUACGUCUCAUGUCUGUGUGAUAAGUUAGUUCUUGGGAUCAUUUACGUUUUAGCAAAAGUACACAGCUCUUCCUUCACCUGCCUCGCUUCUCUCUCUCCCCCCCUUUUCCUUCCCCCUCCCUCCCUUUCUCUUUUGCCCUCUCUCUAUCUCCCUUUCUCUCCCCCUCUCUCUUUCCCCAUCUCUUUCCCUCUCUCUCCUUCUCCCCCUCUUUAUUCUCUCUUCCCUCUCUCUCUCUUCCCCCUUUCCCUGUCUCUUCCUCUUUCCCUCUCUCUCCUUCUCCCCCUCACUUUCAGUCUCUCUCUUUCUCCCCCUCUCUUUCAUUCUCUCUCCUUCUCCCCAUCUCUUUCCUUCUCUUUCUCUUUCCCCUCUCUCCUUGCUCUCUCUCUCCAUCUCUCUUUCCUUCUCUUUCUCUUUCCCCCCUCACACUCUGUCUCUUUCUCUCUCUCUCCUUCUCCCCAUCUCUCUUUCCUUCUCUUUCUUCCCCCUUGCUCUCCUCUCUCUCUCUCCAUCUCUCUUCUUUCUCUUUCCCUCGCUCUUCCCCCUCACACUCUUUUUCUCUCUCUCUCCUUCUCCCCAUCUCUCUUUCCUUCUCUUUCUUCCCCCUUGCUCUCCUCUCUCUCCAUCUCUCUUCCUUCUCUUUCCCCUCUCUCUCUUCCCCCUUGCUCUCUCUCUAUCUCCCUUUCCUUCUCUUCCCCCUCACACACACACUCUCUCCUCUCUCUCUCCUUCUCCCCAUCUCUUUCCUUCUUUCUCUUUCCCUCUCUCUUCCCCCUCACACUGUCUGUUUCUCUCUCUCUCCUUCUCCCCAUCUCUCUUUCCUUCUCUUUCUUCCCCCUUGCUCUCCUCUCUCUCUCUCCAUCUCUCUUCCUUCUCUUUCUCUUUCCCCUCUCUCUUCCCCCUUGCACUCUCUUUAUCUCUUUCCUUCUCUGUCUUCCCCCUCACACACACACACACUCUCUCUCUCUCUCUCUCUCUCCUUCUCCCCAUCUCUUUCCUUCUUUCUCUUCCCCCUUGCUCUCCUCUCUCUCUCAUCUCUCUUUCUCUUUCCCUCUCUCUUCCCCCUUGCUGUCACUCUCGCUCGCUCUUCCCCCUCACACUCUCUCUCUAUCUCUCCUUCUCUUUCUCUUUCCCCUCUUUUUCUUUCCCUCUCUCUCUCCCCUUCUCCCCAUCUCUCUUUCAUUCUCCCCCCCUUCUCUCUCUGUUCGUGGUAUUGCUUAGUGGAAGACGGUUGGAUGAAAAAGGGAUGUUUGGUUUCCAAGAAAUCCGGCAGCGUGAGACCCGUUUCAGGAUAGCAUCGACACAUUAGUCCUCACAUUCAGCACAUUUUUAUAUCCAGAUGUUUCUGUUCUGGUGAAACCCUUUAUUUCGUUCUUCCAUCAUUUCAUUUUGUUCACAACUCUGCAAAUGUCUGAUGCUCACAGAUACUAAAAUACAGGAGUCUAAAUCAGGCCCGAGACGUCCAUGUGGGAUUAUUUCCCUCUUCCGAAACUUUGACUGCAUAGAAAGGAAAAAUUAACUUGCAUCUUUUCGGUGACACUUUAUCCUUUGAGCUCGCAACCUUCUGAUCAUGAGCACACUGUACACGUUAAACGCUGAGCCGCUUAACUCGUUCGGUGUGAAAAUGAAUCCACAUUAAUUCCCGCCAUAAAUCUGGAAAUUUUAGUCCAAGCCAAAAGGAGCGUCGCAUUAAAACACACUCGGACUUUAGUGAUUUUUGUGAUUUAUUAAUCCGUAAAGCAGCAGUGAGUCUUGCCUGAGCAUUUUUUAAAAUAAUUAUUAUUUGAAAGUAAAAUAACUGAUUUUAUUCGGUUGCUUUCUAAAUGGCACUAUUUGUGUUUAUUUUGUAAAAAAAAAAAAAUUAUAUUUGUGAUUCUCUUUCAUUCAUUUUUUUAUUAAAAGAAAUCCCAUUCACUGUUUAAAUUUGAACCUUGUGUGUUUUUUUUUAAACUAUCAUCGUUCUGUCCUGUGUGCACUUUCCUAAGUGCUUUGUGUCUUUGUUUUCGUCCUUAUGUUUGUGCUCUUGUUGCUGUGUAUGUAGAGUUUUCCAGAAAGCAGUUUUAGCUAUGAAUAUCAAAACUCUACUGGAAGAUACAAUAAUAAAAUUUUCAAUAUCACA
Messenger RNA from Neoarius graeffei (lesser salmon catfish), 11696 nucleotides. RefSeq names its product SMAD family member 1 (gene smad1). Gene Ontology annotation, molecular function: RNA polymerase II cis-regulatory region sequence-specific DNA binding; I-SMAD binding; DNA-binding transcription factor activity, RNA polymerase II-specific. The record is from RefSeq and is a predicted model, not a curated record. Bases 178 to 1611 code for a protein of 477 amino acids. Gene Ontology annotation, biological process: regulation of transcription by RNA polymerase II; SMAD protein signal transduction; BMP signaling pathway. Gene Ontology annotation, cellular component: heteromeric SMAD protein complex. The transcript is spliced from 7 exons. NCBI's taxonomy places the organism in Eukaryota, Metazoa, Chordata, Actinopteri, Siluriformes, Ariidae.